GUAAUGUGGAAGCGGCAUUCGGAGGAAUUUAGAGAGUAAAGAUUGUCCCUAAUAAGUUCCAACGGUCUUAGAGAAACGACAACAAGGAGAAGAAUAUACCGGAGAAAUCAGAGCUCAUCAUCCAAAUAUAUAUAUGCAUUCAAUACUGUUAUUUGUUAACUGAAUAUAUAUUUGGUGCUAGCUGUGUAGUGGGAUCAAGCGACUAGCAAUGGAACUGAGCAUCUUGCUGGUCUUAAUUCUCAUAAGCAUGCUUGUAUUUUCAGCUUUCUUCUGGCUACAGUCACGGAUUUCACCAAAAGAAAUGGAGGUAAUCCCAGGUAGCUUGGGUUGGCCAGUUGUUGGCGAAAGUUUCUCUUUCCUAUCCGCGUUUUCUAGUGCAGCUGGUAUAUUCAGCUUCAUGAAAAACAGGCAGCAGAGGUAUGGAAAGGUUUUCAAGACUUUUGUUCUGGGAAGAUUCACUGUAUUCAUGACUGGAAGAGAAGCAAGUAAAAUCUUGUUGACAGGAAAAGAUGGGAUGGUGAGUUUAAACCUCUUUUAUACAGGGAAGCAGGUGCUGGGCCCUACCAGCUUGCUCCAAACCACCGGAGAAGCUCACAAAAGGCUUCGGCGUCUGAUCGGAGAACCCCUGUCAGUAGAUGGCCUAAAAACGUAUUUUCACUUCAUUAACACAGUGGCUAUGGAAACAUUAGACCAAUGGUCUGGACGAACAGUGCUGGUCCUUGAAGAAGCUUCUACAUUCACUCUCAAAGUAAUCGGUAACAUGAUAAUGAGCUUAGAACCCGCUGGAGAAGAGCAGGAAAAGUUUCGAUCAAAUUUCAAAAUCAUUUCUUCUUCAUUUGCAUCACUGCCAUUUAAAAUCCCAGGAACAGCUUAUCAUAACGGUAUCAAGGCUCGGGAUAGGAUGUACGACAUGUUAGACUCAAUAAUCGCAGGGAGGAGAAGUGGCAAAAGCAUCCAACAAGAUUUCCUAGAAUCCCUGAUAAUGAAACAUAGCAAAGCAGAAGGUGGAGAAGAUCAGGAGGACAAACUGACAGACAAACAACUGAAGGAUAAUAUAUUAACUCUGCUAGUUGCAGGUCACGAUACAACAACCGCUGCUCUCACCUGGCUUAUGAAAUUUCUCGAAGAAAAUCCUGCAGUUUUAGAGAAACUCCGAGAAGAGCAUAUAAACAUCCAAUCAAAGAGAACGGAUGGAGCCAGCCUCACAUGGUCCGAAGUUAACAACAUGCCUUAUACUAAUAAAGUAAUCAAUGAAACUCUCAGAAGAGCCACAAUAUUACCUUGGUUUUCAAGAAAAGCUGCCCAGGACUUUGAAAUUGACGGAUAUGAAAUCAAGAAAGGCUGGUCUAUUAACUUGGAUGUUGUUUCCAUCCACCAUGACCCUCAAGUUUUUCCCGACCCAGAAAAGUUUGACCCUUCCAGAUUUGACGCACCCGUAAAGUCUUUCAGCUUUCUUGGAUUUGGUAGUGGACCGCGGAUGUGCCCUGGAAUCAACCUUGCCAGACUAGAAAUCUGUGUCUUCAUACACCACCUGGUCAUAAGAUACAAGUGGAAACCUCUUGAGAAAGAUGACUCUGUCCAGCCAACACUUGUGCGGAUGCCAAGAAACAAGUAUCCAGUUAUUGUUGAGCCACUAUAAACUGUGAAGCAUCUACCUCCUAGGAACAUAUGGAUGGAUAAGAAAGAACAACUUCGAAGCAUUUAUGAGAUAACAAGAAUAAGCAUCGAGAACUUUUUAAACCAAUGUAUUUUCUCUUCAACAAUGAUGUAAUUCAUGAUAACAGGACUCGUUUUGUGUCUUCUGCUGUGCAACAAACUUCAACUUUGCGCUGCCACAAAACACUAUUUUGAACCA
Populus trichocarpa (black cottonwood) is the source of this 1855-nucleotide messenger RNA. Its product is annotated as abscisic acid 8'-hydroxylase 3. Lineage: Eukaryota; Viridiplantae; Streptophyta; Magnoliopsida; Malpighiales; Salicaceae. The record is from RefSeq and is a predicted model, not a curated record. The transcript is spliced from 9 exons. Gene Ontology annotation, molecular function: heme binding; monooxygenase activity; oxidoreductase activity, acting on paired donors, with incorporation or reduction of molecular oxygen. Gene Ontology annotation, biological process: brassinosteroid biosynthetic process; brassinosteroid homeostasis; sterol metabolic process. Bases 209 to 1639 code for a protein of 476 amino acids.